Messenger RNA from Drechmeria coniospora, 1137 nucleotides. RefSeq lists its product as uncharacterized. The record is from RefSeq and is a predicted model, not a curated record. NCBI's taxonomy places the organism in Eukaryota, Fungi, Ascomycota, Sordariomycetes, Hypocreales, Ophiocordycipitaceae. The transcript is spliced from 2 exons. Bases 1 to 1137 code for a protein of 378 amino acids.
AUGCAACGAUCCCCGACUCGCGGCAAGGCUACGAAAGAAACCAAUUGCGUCAUCUCUCAUCUUCUCUUUCUUCUCGCUUCAUCCCUUCGUCCCUUAUUUCGACCUCCUUACUCGGGCAAAUCGAAGCGAGCUUGGGUGGAAAGAUACGUCGUCAUGGGUCAACGUUGGAUUGCGUUGUGCAGCCUCCUGAGCUUGGCCCUCGCCAAGGUGCCCAUCAGAGAUUGCUAUCUCGGAUCGCCUCCUUAUUGCAACAAUUCGCUGGCGGCGGAUCCGACAUGUCGUGGUCUCGAGGUGACAACUGCCGACGGUUGGAAGCGAAUGGACUGCGACUACGUCAUCUACAACAUUCCGGCAACAGCCCGACAGACUCGAAAGUGGAUCGUGAUACACGCAGGUGCCUGCGAUACUUAUACCGAAUUUCUCGGCGACUACUUCGCUCCCACCCUGGGGCUCAACAUCUUCGGAUUGCGCCCCUGUGGGGGUUUCGAGGAUAGCCUGUGCGCUGCUCGUCAUGACUAUGAUUCGUGCAUCGCCCUCCACGCAUCUUGGUUCAUGCCGCAUCCGUUGGGCACGAGUCCAGAAAUCACCCUACACGGCCUCGGUUUCAACCCUCCCGCCCUUGUCGACAUCUAUCACACGCCCGACACCAACAUGCUCUUCCUGCACGAGUACGGGGACACGAGCGCCAGCUACGAUUGGUUUUCCGCCGAUGGCUGCAAUGCUACAAGCAAGCCGCUCUACAUGUGCGUGGCCGCCAUCGAUCCCAAUUUCGCCAGCAAAUUCUCGGCCAUCAAAUCGAUACUCGAGGGCGCCUUUACCGACACGCCGGGCUUCCCCUGCAAGCUCGAAGUGGUUGAUGCGAUGCCGUAUGCACAGGACGCCGACGCAGCGAUCCCCUGCACGGGAAUCCUCCGAGAAUACAACGAUCCGGUCAAAUUUGGCGCCGACCCCUCCGGAGCGCCCAACUGGGCGUGGGAAAUGCCGCCCUUUAUGACUCGGGCGAUCCAGCUGGCAACCGAAGUGGAACCGGAUGGGACCAUGGUGAAUGCCUUUAGCAGGGCCAUAAAUAUCGCCUUGUGUAAGAAGUUUGAUGAUGCUCAUGCCACCAACUGCUACGAUGACGAUAUGCUCACUUGA